This is a messenger RNA of Megalobrama amblycephala (Wuchang bream), 5040 nucleotides long. It is a transcript of the gene arhgef2a, whose product is annotated as Rho guanine nucleotide exchange factor (GEF) 1a. NCBI's taxonomy places the organism in Eukaryota, Metazoa, Chordata, Actinopteri, Cypriniformes, Xenocyprididae. Gene Ontology annotation, cellular component: ruffle membrane; cytoskeleton. Bases 276 to 3770 code for a protein of 1164 amino acids. The transcript is spliced from 30 exons. Gene Ontology annotation, biological process: cell morphogenesis; positive regulation of neuron differentiation; regulation of Rho protein signal transduction. Gene Ontology annotation, molecular function: microtubule binding; guanyl-nucleotide exchange factor activity. The record is from RefSeq and is a predicted model, not a curated record.
CAGAGGCCGCGAGAGCGAGCACAGUUACUCCCGGCGAACGAGGAUAUGAUGAUGUGCUUUACCGGAGUUUGUCCGGGAAUUUCAUGAUUAAAAACGUCUCGGAAACCAUCUGGUCAACGCCGCUUAGAUGAAAUGAGCACACAAAGAGGAUUUUAAAGGUUUUUGAAGAGGAAGUAAACGUCGAGGAGCGUCUGGGUGAAAUUGAAAGACGUUAGGAUAUAAUAUAAACGGAACAUCACAGCAGACAGGGGGAGCAGUGAAGCUAUAAUCUGAGUAUGGGCCCUGAGGAGCUGCCUGACCUUAUGGACACGAUGUCGAGCACUCCUCCUCCCUCUCCUCGUCCUUCAUGUUCUUCAUUCUCACCUCCUCACUGCUCUCCACCAAUAUCUCCCUGUCCUCCGGCCGUGACCUUACGCUCUCCUGCUACUCGUCACCUGACUCAGAUUGACCCCUGGAGGAGACACAGCUGGGAACCUGGAGCCGUGGCACAGGGAUAUCCACCUAAUGACACGCGCAGUGUGAGUUUAGAAGAUCUGGACCCAGAUGAGAUGUCUUUAGUGCUGAACGGUGCACUGAGGUCAAAGAGAGCCCGUGAAGCCCAUCGCAGGUCUAUCACUCAAGCUUCCCUGACGUCACUUACAGAGGAGGAAGUUGGUGCGGAGUAUCAGGAACAUCAUCGAUCAGUGCUGGAGGAGCAGUCAAAUCAGAUGCAUGGCUGCAGUGUCUCCGCCCCCAGCCUGUGUAUGAUGCAACAGAUGCCUAAGAGCUCCGCCCCUCGUCCACGCUCCUACUGCCAUGAGAGUGUUUCAUACCACCAGAUUGGAGGUUCAUCUCACAGUAUAGACAGUGAGUAUGCUGCUCUGGGCUGGGAUAUAGAAGGAGGACAAAUAAAGGCUGAGGGGGAUGAAAGCAAAGACGCAUCAGGAAAUCCCCUGGGACGAACGCUGAGCUUCCUACGCAAGAUGACCGCUAUUCGCAAGAAGAAAGAACGUCAGGUUUGGAAAGACAUGAGGAAUAAGGAGAAGGAGCGCAUGAGGGAGCGGGAGAGAGAAGCCAGGGAGAGAGAGGCUCGCUACAGUAAUGGCCACCUCUUCAACUCUCUCACCGUGUCUGGAACCACGCUCUGCUCAGCCUGCAACAAGAGCAUCACCGCUAAGGAGGCCCUCAGUUGCCCGACUUGUAACGUCACCAUCCACAACCGCUGCAGGGACACGCUACCAAACUGUGUCAAAAUGAAACAAAAGCAACAGAAAAUGGCGCUGAUGAGGAACAAUUCGGCCUAUCAGAAUGUGACCCUGAGGAAUAAAGCCCAUUUAAAGGAAAGGCCGAGCUCUGCCAUUUACCCCUCAGACAGUCUUCGUCAGUCACUACUCGGAUCACGUCGCGGCCGGUCUUCCCUCUUGCUUUCCAAGAGCGUCUCCACCAAUAACAUUGCAGGUUUAAUGACUCUGAAUGAUGACUAUCCUCUGGGGCUGCGCAGGAUCUUGUCUCAAUCCACAGACUCACUCAACUUUAAGAGCAGGACCAUGUCCAUGGAGUCGCUCAAUGAUGAGGGAGAGGGCUACUUCAACUCUCUGCUGGAAGAUCUAGAGUUUGAAGGCCGGGAAUUUGAAGCAGAUUCCUGGAGCAUGGCGGUAGAUUCCACUUACUUGCAGACCCACCGUAAAGAUGUUAUCAAGAGACAGGACGUCAUCUAUGAGCUGAUCCAGACCGAGCUCCAUCACGUUCGAACCCUGCGGAUCAUGGAGGGCGUGUUCAGGCGCGGUAUGCUGGAGGAGGUGCAGCUGGAGCCGGGGGUCGUGCACGCACUGUUUCCCUGCCUGGAGCGCCUGUUGACGCUGCACACGCACUUCCUCACACAGCUCCUCGAACGGCGCGCUCACAGCCUGCAACCUGAAAGCGCAAACAAUUUCACCAUCACUCAGAUCAGCGAUGUGCUAAUAAAACAGUUCUCAGGUCAGUUGGCAGAUGAGAUGCUGAAGACGUAUUCUGAGUUCUGCAGUCGUCAUAUAAAGGCUGUCAAACUCUACAAAGAGCUGCUGGCCAGAGACAAGAGACUUCAGCUCUUUAUACGGAGGGUGAGUCGGGGUCCUCUACUGCGUCGUCACGGGUUCCAGGAGUGCAUCCUGUUGGUCACUCAGCGCAUCACUAAAUACCCUGUCCUGGUGCAACGUAUCUAUGACAACACCAAAGACAAUCCAGAGGAAGCUUCAGGUCUGUCACAGGCACUGUCUUGUAUACGGGAGCUGCUCAGUUCGGUGGACCAGCAGGUGUUGGAGCUAGAAAGGACACAUCGUCUGCAAGAGAUCCGCUCCCGGGUCGACCCGCGGGCUGAGGCCAAACUCCGCUCUGGAGCCCUGUUCAGACCGGCCGAACUGCUCCGGAGGCAGCUGAUACAUGAAGGCACGCUGCUUUGGAAAACGCCCAGCUCUCGGCUCAAAGAUGUUCAGGUUCUGUUGAUGACUGACAUUCUAGUAUUCUUGCAAGAGAAAGAUCAACGGUACAUCUUUGCCAGUUUGGAUAAGUCUGCUGUAGUGUCACUGCAGAGUCUGUUGGUCCGAGACAUAGCCAACCAGGAGCGAGGGUUGUUCCUGAUCAGCAGUGAGUCCAGCCCACCUGAGAUGUACGAGCUCUACGCAGCCUCUAAAGAUGACAGAAACACUUGGAUACGGCUCAUACAGCAAACCAUCAGCAGCUGUCCAUCAAGAGAAGAAUUCCCUCUUAUAGAAACAGAAGACAAGGCCCUUCUGCGGAGACUUAAAGCUGAUAUCCAGCAGAAGGACAGGGAGGUGUUAGAGCUGCUUCAGGAGCGGGUCACCCUGUUCUCUGACUUGGCGGAGGUCAUGGGAGGUUACGAGGUCAUGCUGCCGUCCUGUUCCAGGAACCUGUUCAGAGCCGAGUCUUCUCAGGCACUGCGCGGAGAACAGCUGCUCACGCAGGCCAUCACUGAGGUGGACAGAUUGACAGAGCUGAUUUUAGGAACCAGUUUUGAGGUUUCUCUGCCCUGCAGUUCCAACGGCCAUCACAACCACACUGGAGUGCUAGUAAUCAAUGGACAAGAGGUAUUAGUCAAUGGCUCUCAGGAGAACCAAGCUGCUCAGGAUGGCAAUGGAAAUCAAAUGGAGGACAAGACUCCAAGUGAGGAGGUGUCACAGAGGCUGGUGAAUCUCAGUGCUCAGUUACACGCUCUGCAGGGUGUGGUGAUCCGACAGGACUCCAUCUUAGAGCUCUGUCUACGAGAGAGCCCCAUCUCCCCGGCCACCCCAGGGGCUCGUACAGUUCGCUCUUUGUCCCGGGAUAGUGCAAGUGACAUGGGCUCGCUGGGUGAGCUGGCCCUGCUGCAACGGCAGCACAGUCUGCUGCAGGAGGAGCUCGGACGCCUCAGGGGAGCUGAGGGCAAACUCAGGGACAGCGAGAGGGCCAGAGCCCAGCUGGAGAAACAGCUCAGGGAUCUUAAGACCCAUAGCGCCACUCUAGGGAAUGGAGCUGGAACUACAGGAUCACAGGCGCCACCAACUCGCAGAGAGAGUGAUACUGACCCCAACACUGACACCCCAUUGGCUAGCCAGGAAUCGAUGGACCAAUCAGACGGCCUGCAGGAAUGCAGUGAUGUGGAAGUGGACGUGAUAUCUGAUGAUGACGAUGAUGACGACGAUGAGGUGGAUUCGAGGGUGUCACCUCGUUCAGAAAGCCCCAGAGAUCUGCAGGACAUUCCUGAAGAGAGCGAGUCCGCGACAGACCCCCGGGACCGCGAGGUCUCACACUGCUAAUAUUUUUUUCGAUUCUCAACCCAAGACUGGCCUGGAACAGACUAUAGACUCCAUGAGCAGGUCUUCCUCUGAACAGGGAAGAAUCUUACUUAGUUUAUGAAUAUUCAUUUCAUUAUAUACAUACAGUAUUUAGUUGUAUCCAGUAACUUUGCUUACAGCUUCUGUGUGGCCGUUUAUGACAUGUUAAUAUUCAACAUGUCUUCUUGGAAUCCAAUCAUAUGGCUUUUGACAUCCACGGAACAAUAAGGAUAUGCCAAAGCACCGUGAUGGAGAUGAAGUCAUGCAAAUAAUGGGACUUUGCACUUGACAGUGGGAUGAAACAGUUGUCUUAAGAUUCUGAAAGUAUCUGAAUAAACCAAACAUAACUGAUCCAGCUCAAGGGUAUCGGCAGAAUCCGUCCAGAUUUAUGUACUGUAUGUGAGAUGCUCAUCGCAGUGCUUUGUACCGAUGCUGGAGCACGCAAAACUUAUUUUUUUCUUUAAGUGUAACGUUCUUGUUUGUGAGAGGUCAUUGUAAAGAAAUGUCUCUUUCUUGCGCUUUAUUUUAAAUUUAUUUAUUUUCCUUUAUUUUGAACGGAAAGAUAAAUUUUUUCAAGCAUGUUGAAGCAGUUAGAAAGAAGCCAUAACUUGAAAUAUACCAACAUAAUAUACUGGGACCAAACCUACUGGCUCUAUAACAAAAUGACUAUUUCAGAGACUUGAGGGCUUUUUUAUGAAGGAAUUAUAUUGCAUUUUAUAGCAAUAUAUAGGAAUAUAUUUACAUCUAUAGCAAUGAUCUUAAUAAACCCAGGAAGGUUAUUAUGAUAGAGUAUUAUGAGAUUAUAAAUGGUUCCUCAACCCACAGUGUGUGUUAAUGGGGAAUACUUUGUAAAUAUAAGAUUUAUUGACUAAAAUAGAUCAAAUCACCAAAAUCUGCCAGUAACCAACAACAUUUGAUGUGUCUUAACUACAGUUUUGCUUAUGUUUUAAUUUUGUUCAAGAAUGUUUUUUUUUUUUUUUGCAAUUACUUGACUAUGUGCCAAAAUUUGCUUGGCUGAAUAUUGCUGAAAUAUAUGCUUUUAUUUUAGUCAGUUCAACAUUUCAGGAAGCAAUGUCUUAGAAAUUACUGUAGGAUGAUAUUCUUCAUGUUUUGAAGUAACUAUAAGAAAACAUAGGAUUUACUGAAGUCACAUAAAAAUGUUUGUAUGGAAAAGGACAGAAACAUUGUUGAAAUGUUCACAGUGUUUCAGAUAUAUUGAAGUGGAUAAAAUAAAAACUGUUGGUAUACAACA